Molecule: messenger RNA, 1948 nt
Organism: Uloborus diversus
Lineage: Eukaryota; Metazoa; Arthropoda; Arachnida; Araneae; Uloboridae
Product: speckle targeted PIP5K1A-regulated poly(A) polymerase-like
Exons: 8
Coding region: 100-1944 (614 amino acids)
Molecular function (GO): poly(A) RNA polymerase activity
Source: RefSeq, a predicted model, not a curated record
UCGUUAUGUUUAUUUACAAAAUGAAGUGCCUGCUUUUUCUGUUUUCAAAAGCGGAUGAUAUUCAUCUGUGUUGAAUCGCAUAUAAAAUAACCUAUUAAAAUGUCGAAAUUACUAAAAACGUCUUUCCGUCAACUCUUCCUACGGCCUUCUGUGACGUAUCAUGAACAUAUAUUUCUUGUGCGAUGUUUACCAUGUUUACAGCAUGCUCUGUCUUUUACAAACCGUCCAUGGAUGCAAGCUGUUCAUACCACCAAAGGAUGGAAAACAAUAGCCGUGACUGGAGAAAAACCCGACAGAAGCGUUCUUAAAGAAACAGUGAGCUGUGAAGAUGGGAAGAGUGCAGUGCCUCAUAAUGUCUUAAUAAAUGAAUUAGAGAAAUGUUCUUCAGUGUCUUCUCAGAUCGAGACAUUUUGUUCGUUACUAAGUAUAACGCAGGAAGACAUUGAAAACAGGAAGAAGUUUUGUCAAUCACUUUCAGACACGUUUCAGCUGUACUUUCCUCAGUUCAAACUUAAUCAGUUCGGCUCCAGUGUCAAUGGCUUGGGAUUCAAGGGAUGUGAUGUGGAUGUCUCAAUUCAGACAAUCUUCAAUGAUGAACCACAUGUGAUGUUAAAAGAAGUACCAACCUUAGACUCUGUCAUCAACGGAGAAGUGUCAGAUGAAACUGUGGCUCGUAUGACCCCUCAAUAUCUCCUUCGCUUUGUGAGAAGAAUUCUUCGUAGGCAUUGCCCCGAUAUUAGGGAACCCAUACUACUUAUAAAAGCUCGUUGUCCAAUACUUAGAUUUUAUCACUCUAAAUAUGAUGUGUUCUGUGAUUUUUCUUGUGAAAAUGAGUUUUCUUUGCGUAACACAAAAGUCUUAAGACUUCUGUGCCAUUAUGAUGAACGAUUUGCACCUCUUGCCAAGCUUGUUCGUUACUGGGGCAAAUAUGGUGGAUUUGUUGGAGACAUUGACAUGUUCAACAGCUAUGCAUUUUCUCUUCUUGUUGUUCAUUUUCUCCAAACAAGGGAUCCCCCGAUUCUGCCUCCUCUGACAACAAUUGACGAUUCAGAAUAUCUCCAUCGUGGAAAUGUAAAUGACGAUGAUCUUCUCUUCAGAGAAGUAAAGAAAAUACCACCCUCAAAAAACAGCCAAAAUUUAGAAUGCUUGCUAAAGGAAUUCUUCUUUUACUACCUAAAUUUCGACUUUUCAAGAGUGAUUCUGCCCCUAAAAAGUACUUCAAUACCAAAGAGCGACUUUUUGAAUAGUCAUCAUGUGAACGACGAGUUUGAGUUUGGCUCAGUCUGUGUCUUGGAUCCGUUCCGGCCCAGCUUCAAUACCACUUCUAGUGCCAACUAUAAGAACUGCAAGAGAUUUCUAAGUUCUCUCAUUAACACAUGCAGUGCUUAUCAAGAUCAAUCAUUAUGGAUACCUCAAGCGAAAAUGUGGGGUCUCUGCUCUUUGUUCCACUUGCCAAAAGCUGAGAAUAAAGUGUAUGAUGACUGGAAGAAAAACUUAGUUCACAAAAUAGAACUACCAUACAAAUUACAAGCUAAAGAUAUUUUACUGAAAAUAUUGGAGCAUGGACUUUUAUUUAACUGUAGCAGCUUUAACACUGAAAAUGAGGAAGUUUUGGUCAACAAUGUCAUUUCAAAACCUAUCAUGAAAUUGCAUUGCAAAAGUUACUAUAAUACCUGGCAAGGGCGUGAUCUGUGGCUUCAAAAGUACAAGCACGAAGCUGUUGACUUUUUAGAAUUGCAUCACUUAAUAUCGGUAGAAUUAUCAAAAAGCAAAAUGGAGACUCGAAGGCAAAUGCUUUUUGAUUUUCAGAUUCUGUGUUCUGAAGUGUCUGACAACACAGAACUAAAACUGUUAUUGACUUUAACUUUUAAAGAAUCUAAAUUUCCUCCAAUAGUAGCUAUAUUUUUGAAAGAAUUUAUUCCUGAACUGUAUAAUAAACUGUAAAAAG